CAAUGGUGCGGCGGGAUGCCCUGCUCGGCCAAUGGGCGCCGGGCUCGCGCGGGCGGCUGGCGGCGGCGGCGGCCAAUGGUGCGCCGGGCUGGGGCGGGGUCCGGAGCCCGAGGAGCCGCCGCCGCGGGGGGAGGGGAGGCGACACCGGUCUCGGCGGCUCCGCCUGGCGGCGGGGGGGGAUCGGGGCCUGGCCGGGCCCAGCCGAGCCUCCUGCGGGCAGCGGGCGCCGGAGGGAGCAGCGGGGGCGGAGGGAGCCGCAGCCGGCCCCGCCCGGGCCCCAGCGCCGCGAUGGGCAACGCGGCCACGGCCAAGAAGGGCGGCGAGCUGGAGAGCGUGAAGGAGUUCCUAGCCAAAGCCAAAGAAGACUUCAUCAAGAAAUGGGAGAACCCCUCCCAGAACACGGCCAGUUUGGAUCAGUUUGAUCGAAUCAAGACCCUGGGCACAGGCUCAUUUGGGAGGGUGAUGCUGGUGAAACACAAAGAGACCGGGAAUCACUAUGCCAUGAAGAUCCUGGAUAAACAGAAGGUAGUGAAGUUGAAACAAAUUGAGCACACCCUCAACGAGAAACGGAUCCUCCAGGCCGUCAACUUUCCAUUCCUCGUCAAGCUAGAGUAUUCUUUCAAGGAUAACUCCAAUCUGUACAUGGUGAUGGAAUACAUCCCGGGCGGGGAGAUGUUCUCCCACCUACGGCGGAUCGGGAGGUUCAGUGAACCUCACGCCCGGUUCUACGCUGCUCAGAUCGUCCUGACCUUUGAGUAUCUGCACUCGCUGGAUCUCAUCUACCGAGACCUGAAGCCAGAGAAUCUCCUGAUAGACCAGCAGGGCUACAUCGAGGUGGCCGAUUUUGGUUUUGCCAAGCGGGUGAAAGGCCGAACCUGGACUCUGUGUGGGACCCCGGAAUACCUGGCCCCCGAGAUCAUCCUCAGCAAGGGUUAUCACAAGGCUGUGGACUGGUGGGCUCUGGGUGUCCUCAUCUAUGAGAUGGCAGCUGGUUACCCCCCAUUCUUCGCGGACCAGCCCAUUCAGAUCUACGAGAAGAUCGUCUCUGGCAAGGUCCGGUUCCCUUCUCACUUCAGCUCAGACCUGAAGGACCUGCUCCGGAACCUGCUGCAGGUGGACCUCACCAAACGCUUUGGCAACCUCAAGAACGGGGUCAACGACAUCAAGAACCACAGGUGGUUUGCUACCACCGACUGGAUCGCCGUCUACCAGAGGAAGGUGGAAGCUCCCUUUAUACCAAAGUGCAAAGGCCCCGGCGACACGAGUAACUUCGACGACUACAAGGAAGAGGAGAUCCGGGUCUCCACCACUGAGAAGUGCGCCAAGGAGUUUGCUGAGUUCUAGGGCCAGCAGGGCGCCCUUCCCCCCGCCAGCCCCCAGGAGGGCAUGCACGGAGCAGGUGGGGGCGGGGUUGGAUUUGACCCCACCCCGCCCCGGGAAACACGUCUGUGUCCUCCGACAAAACUUGUGUCACUGCCCCCACUUCCUCUUUAACAGUGUGCUUCCUUGUAAACAUAUUUGAAACAAUUACCAAUAAAGUUUUGGGUUACUAUG
Caretta caretta (loggerhead turtle) is the source of this 1554-nucleotide messenger RNA. The record is from RefSeq and is a predicted model, not a curated record. NCBI's taxonomy places the organism in Eukaryota, Metazoa, Chordata, Testudines, Cheloniidae.